This is a messenger RNA of Xenopus tropicalis (tropical clawed frog), 3260 nucleotides long. It is a transcript of the gene git2, whose product is annotated as G protein-coupled receptor kinase interacting ArfGAP 2. The coding region runs from base 282 to 2690 and encodes 802 amino acids. Gene Ontology annotation, molecular function: GTPase activator activity. Gene Ontology annotation, biological process: regulation of ARF protein signal transduction; brain development. The record is from RefSeq and is a predicted model, not a curated record. NCBI's taxonomy places the organism in Eukaryota, Metazoa, Chordata, Amphibia, Anura, Pipidae. The transcript is spliced from 22 exons. Gene Ontology annotation, cellular component: presynapse.
GGGUGUGGCCUGUCUAGCCUGUGUGGGCGGGGCGUAUCACAGGCUGGGCUUGCUGUGCUUGUCUGGGCUAUGUGGGCGUGGCUUGCCUUGCAGUCCGUCGGAGUCCGUCAGUUCGGGCUGGGUUAGCUUGUUACAUCGGAUUUUUUUUUCUCUAUACGGCGCUUUGUAUCCCGCAACCCGAGGCCCUUCUUUUUGUGCUCAGCGCUGCUGCUUGCACACUAAUUCGCUUCGUUCUAGCGAGAGAAGUUCUCCAGGGGCCCUCCCCGGGGCUGCCCGCCACCAUGUCCAAGCGGCUGAGGAGCCCGGAGGUGUGUGCAGACUGCAGCGUGCCGGACCCUCGCUGGGCAUCUGUUAAUAGGGGUGUCUUGGUAUGUGAUGAAUGCUGCAGUGUACACAGGAGCCUUGGUCGACACAUCUCACAAGUGAGGCAUCUUAAGCACACCUCAUGGCCUACUACUUUGUUACAGAUGGUACAAACAUUAUAUAGCAAUGGGGCUAACUCCAUAUGGGAACAUUCUUUGCUGGACCCGGCAUCUAUAAUGAGUGGAAAGCGUAAAGCCAAUCCCCAGGAUAAAGUACAUCCUAACAAAGCAGAAUUUAUUAGAGCGAAGUAUCAAAUGCUGGCAUUUGUUCACCGCUUACCCUGCCGUGAUGACGAUAGUGUUACAGCCAAAGACCUCAGUAAGCAACUUCACUCAAGUGUGAGAACUGGGAACCUGGAGACCUGUCUUAGAUUACUGUCCUUGGGGGCACAGGCAAAUUUUUUUAAUCCGGAAAAAGGUAGCACUCCUCUUCAUGUUGCAGCCAAAGCAGGUCAGAUUCUUCAGGCUGAGCUACUGGCAGUAUAUGGUGCAGAUCCUGGCACACCAGAUUCUGCUGGCAAAACUCCUAUUGACUAUGCAAGGCAAGGUGGCCACCAUGAGUUAGCUGAUCGACUUGUAGAAAUACAGCAUGAGCUCACUGACCGAUUAGCAUUUUACUUAUGUGGGAGGAAACCAGAUCAUAAAAAUGGGCAGCACUUCAUUAUACCCCAGAUGGCUGACAGACGGCUUCUUGAUGUAUCAGAACUGGCCAAAGCAGCUAAGAAGAAGCUUCAGUCUUUAAGUAAUCACUUAUUUGAAGAGCUCGCUAUGGAUGUUUACGAUGAGGUUGACAGGCGGGAAACUGAUGCAGUGUGGCUGGCCACUCAGAAUCACAGUACCCUUGUAACAGAAACCACAGUUGUACCUUUCCUUCCAGUGAAUCCAGAGUAUUCCUCCACACGAAACCAGGGAAGACAGAAACUAGCCCGUUUUAAUGCUCAUGAAUUUGCUACUUUGGUGAUAGAUAUUUUAAGUGACGCCAAACGAAGACAACAGGGAGGAUCAGUGACUGGAUCCAAAGAAAAUGUGGAGUUAGUAUUAAAAAGUAUUAGCAACCAACACAGCAAUGAGAGCCAAGAUAAUGACCAGCCAGACUAUGACAGUGUUGCAUCUGAUGAAGAAACUGAUUUGGAAACCAAGGCAAAUAAAACAAAUAGUGAAAAGAGUUUAGAAGCUGAAUUGUCUGAUGGGUCUGUCACUGUGCAAGAAUUUUUGGAGCUUAAAAAUGCCUUGGUAGCUUCAGAAUCAAAAAUACAGCAACUAAUGAAGGCUAAUAAUAACUUGAGCGAUGAGCUUCGAGUAAUGCAGAAAAAGCUGCAAACACUUCAGUGUGAGAACACCAACCUCAGGAGGCAGGCUACAACCAAUCUAUAUCAGGUCCCACCUGGAUCAGAAUACACAGACCUCUCCAACCCAUCUUCAUUAAAGAGGCGUCCUUCAGCACGAGGUAGCAGGCCCAUGUCAAUGUAUGAGACCGGAUCAGUUCAAAAACCCUAUCUCCCAAUGGGAGAAAUCACUUAUCCAGAGGAGAGUGUUAACAGACUGCAGCCAUUUCCACAACAUAUCGGGAGGAGUGCUUUUGUGACCUCCUCUUCAUCCCUGCCUUCCUUCCCCUCCACGCUUUCCUGGUCAAGAGAUGAAAGUACACGAAGGGGAUCAAAAGUAGAAAAGCAGAACAGCAUGCCAGAGAGUGAUUAUGAUAAUACCAUCCAUGACUCUGAACAUGAUGAUACAAGCGCAAGCAGGAAAGGAAGGCAAAAAAGUAUGGCAUGGCAAACCGAGGGUUCUAUCCCUGAAAUAGCAGACCCUGAUGUGGACAUUAGUGUCGUUCUACCUAGCACUGAGGAUGUGAUCAGGAAAACUGAACAAAUCACUAAAAACAUUCAGGAGCUCCUGAGAGCCGCUCAAGAGAACAAGCAUGAUAGGCCCUUUGAACGGGAAAGUGUGCGCAGGCUGAGGCAUAGCCUUGGCUGUUUUAGCACAUUGGUUCCUUGGUCAGAGAAAGCUCCCCUGCAGCCACUGACCCUCCAGCAGCCUGACUCUACCUCCUGCUACAUACCAUGCUCAGAAAGAAUACACGUUGCAGUAACAGAAAUGGCUGCCCUUUUCCCAAAGAAGCCCAAAUCUGAUAUGGUGAGGACCUCACUACGACUUCUAACAUCCAGUGCUUAUCGGCUGCAGUCAGAAUGCAAGAAGACCCUCCCCAUGGAGUCGAGUCAGACCACCGAUAUCCAGCUGGUAACGCAACAAGUCAUCCAGUGUGCUUAUGACAUUGCCAAGGCUGCAAAGCAAUUGGUCACCAUAACAACCAAAGAAAACACCAACUGAGUGUCCAGAGACUUCUUUAUUUUACACACGCGAGGAGUUAAAUCCGAAGAAAGAAAACAAUAUUUUUUUUUAAUUAGUACUUCUAUUUUCUCUUUUUUUUAUUAAAUUUAAAGUGACCGGUUCAUCUUGAAAAAAAAAAAAAUCAGUAUUAUUUUUUUGCAUGUUGGUUCUAAUGGUGACUAAUUAAUUUAUACCACUGCCUUAUUUGUAAACUUGUUUUUCUAUUAUGGAACAAAAUGCUGGCAAUUGGAAAGUAUUACGCCAAUAAGUAUUUAGUAAAUAUCUUGUAUAACAUUGUUAGAAUACAGCGUAAGAGUCCCACGGCUGUAUCAUGCACUUAUUAUAGUGUGUCAUUGCCAGUGCUGCAUUUGUAUCCCUCCAUUUGCAACUAUUUUUCUAAUCCUCUUUCUCUCUAUCUCUUGGUUUCCAUUACUAAAGGCGACUGUCAUGUUAGGUCAAAAUCAGGAUUUUAUUGCCAAGAGGGCCAUCACAUUCUCGUAACAGCGUGUGUAUGGUCCACAUGCUUACAAAGGGUUAAUAAAAAUAUUUAUUUUACUGGUGUUUCUACUA